AUGAGCACCCUCUUGCCAGAUUCUUUUCAUGUGGGAUCUGUAGGUGCACAGGCAGAUUCAACGAGGCCCACACUACCAGCUCAUUCGUUUGGAACUUGCGAUCGUGAAAGCGCUCGAAUGAAAGUCUACAUGUCUAGAAAACUGGAGAAGUCCAAGGCCAAGCUCAAUUCCCCGGGUCCAGUCUACGACGUCCCCUCGGCAGUGGGAGCAGCCCCAAGCUUCUCCUUCGGAACGGACGUGCAGCGGAAGCACGAUCCCAAAAAGUAUCCUGACUCGACCGUGGACCUGACAUGUGCCACAGUCGACACGCAGAAAGUGAAGUAUGCCAAGACUCCGGGCUGCCACUUCGGCACUGAGCAGAAGCUCAGCCUCAAGAAUGCGGAGAUCAUCCGCACUCAUGCGGGAUUGGCUCUGGGCGCAGAGUCCCCGAGUGCCCUGGAAUAUCACGUCAAGGAGGUGGCCAAGCGCGUGCCUGCCUACUCCUUUGGGCCCACAGAGUCCAUGACGCCACGGAAGCCGGAGCCCAGGGUGCAGCUCUUGCAGUCGAGCACACCGGCACGGGUUGGCCCCGGCUCCCACCCGACGCCAUCAAGCCUUGGCCAGCAGCCGAUGUCUCCACGCCCCACCGCGCCGGCCUGGACGAUGCCCGGCCGCAGUCCCCGCGAGAAGACGCAGACGGAGGCUCUUGCGAUCGAGGACAAAGUCUUCAGCUCCAUCGGGAAGCAGGUGCUGUCCACAAUCCGAUCUCCUCCCUCUGUGGCCACGACGAAGUCCACCCGCGACCAAGUCAACAGGACUGCCCUCUUUGUCUCCGAGAUGGACAAGACAGACACUGCACGAGGACCGAAGCCUCACUUCAAUCUGGAGCUCCCGGCCAUCAAACGGGGCGGCGGGAUUGGCAUGUAG
Symbiodinium sp. CCMP2456 is the source of this 906-nucleotide messenger RNA. Lineage: Eukaryota; Dinophyceae; Suessiales; Symbiodiniaceae. The record is from the annotation of a GenBank genome assembly.